CUUCAUAAACAGGCGGAGGAGAACAGAAGUUGUAGAAGUUGUUUCCCACUUUCACUGAAACUUUUUUGUUAUCCACCGCUCAGAUGUCGACCACCAACGCGGCCUGUGAGGGGAUGUACUCCAAACUGAUAGACAAUAGUCCAUAUGAUGAUCUCAACCACAGGCCAGAUGUUGGACCCAGUGCUCACCCAGUCUCCCCAGUCAGAGUGAUACCCAGGCCGAGCGGACCCGGGCCCUACCGCCUCGCCACCAUCUGCCUGGCGACACUGUGUGCCAUCCUGUUGAUCUCCAUCAUCGCCGUCGCUUCGCAAAAUAAGAACAAACCUCAGGGCGGUGGUGAAGAGACCCCAGAGAUACAGAAGCAGACACAGGACACAAAUGUGUCGGCUCUGGUCGCCACCAUCAGCAAACUGCAGGAGGAGAAAAUGCAGCUGCAGAAAGAGAACGACGAGCUGCGGGAGAAACUGGCAGCCAAGAUGGCCACUAAAGCUCCCGAGGUGAUCAAACCGACCAUCACCCCCAUCACCUGCCCCGUGAACUGGGUUCUCUUCAGCAGCAGCUGCUACUACGUCUCCAGAGUCAGCCGGGAUUGGCCGGAGAGCAAGUCGUACUGCGAGAGCCAGGGAGGUCACCUGGCCAUCAUCCUCACAGCCGAGGAGCAGACGUUUGUGUGGGGGCUCCUUCCCCGAGGCCACUGGAACGCCUUCUGGAUUGGGAUUACUGACGAGCACACAGAGGAUCAGUGGAAGUGGGUGGAUGGCACCCCGCUGGUCGGAGGCUUUUGGGAGGUCGGCGAGCCCAACAACCACAUCGACGAGGACUGCGGCUACAUCGUGAAAACACGCGUGAUGGAGCGAGUGGCCAUCCGGAGUUGGUACGACGCCCCCUGCAGCAUGGACCGGCGCUACAUCUGCGAGAAAGAGGUCGGCCCCGGCACGAGCACCGCCAUGCCACACUGAGUCACCGCAGGGGAAACCAGGAGAGGAAGUGAAGCAGGGUUAACAAACUGAGGCAGAUAUCUGUCUCCACAUACACCACCUCAUUCUUUAAAAAAACAGAUGUUGAGGUUCAUCUUUCACAGGAUGAACAUUAGAGACAUUUUCCCUGAAAUGAAAGCGUGGCGUGUUAGAUGCAUGGACACUAAAUAUCACAUGGACUGUUAGUGUCUUAAAAUUGGUUUGAAUAGCUGAACACUGCAGCAGUUACUGUAGUGUUAUCUUUAUCAGCUCAACAUAUCUAUAAUUUCUCUCUAAUAGAACGAUUAAUAUCAGCAUUUAAAGAAACCUUUGUGAGGUUAUUAUGGGGCUAACUUACUUAGUUUCAGCUCUUAAAAAAACUAAAUAUGAGACGUUAAAGUCCAUGUAUGUCUCCUGUAUUAUACAGCUUGUAAUUCUAUAUGCAUAUUCUGUUUAGUCGUUUGCACUACAGAUAAUUCUUUGCAACCGAUUUAACAUCAGUGAGUCUAAGACGCGACUCGAGUUUCGACACUGAAGCCUGAUUUAAGAAAACACAGUGAAACUCGAGGAACUAACAGCUGGUGCAGCUGGAUCCUCUUCCCCUCGAAUACAAACGAGUUUAAUUCAUUCAUUCAUAAAUUGUUCCACUUUAUAACCUCGGGUUGAGUCACUUUCGGAGGACGACUGUGGCGCUUUAAUGACUUCAUGUGACUGAAUGUGUUUUACAGUCGUGAUCUGACAGUCAAACUGCAUCCAGCCACGUGAAUAAUAUCAUAUUUUUAUGAGACUAUUAAUGUUUUGAUUAAUGUUGAACAGGCUUCUUAUCAAUGAAUGGUGUUAGAUCGUUAUUAAUUAUACGUAAUGGGAGUGUGACGAUGUUAACUGUGUGUGUGUGUGUGAUUAUUGUAACGUGUGAUCAGUUUGAGUUUGAUGCAACAUAAAUCUAAAACUUGAUGUCCUGUGAAUCUUGUAAAUAAGUAAAGAUAAUUGUUUUGUAUCUCAGUGUUGAUUCACUUUUUAUUUUAAUUACAAGACAGCAAGUUUUCUAGUUACACCACUGGAUAUUUGUAAUGACACCUGGAGAACAUUUGUGUCAAACUUUGAUGUUUUCUCAAACUUGACCCAGUGUUUUUUGUUGUUGGUUUUUGUGCCUGAACCUAAACAGAACAUGAACAAACUGUUUGCAAAAGAGAAAAAUAAAAUCCAGCCUAAACAAAAGUAAA
Messenger RNA from Acanthopagrus latus (yellowfin seabream), 2179 nucleotides. Its product is annotated as CD209 antigen-like protein E. The transcript has 6 exons. Bases 84 to 959 code for a protein of 291 amino acids. The record is from RefSeq and is a predicted model, not a curated record. NCBI's taxonomy places the organism in Eukaryota, Metazoa, Chordata, Actinopteri, Spariformes, Sparidae.